ACUGGGAGGGCCUAGGUCGGAGAGAGAGAGGGACAACUAGUAGCAAAAAAAGACAAUAAAUUGUCAGGUCCAAAGUGCACAGAGACUGCGCCAGCUAACAUAGACAAGCUGAAGACCGGCAUAUAUAGAGAAGAUGCUGACCGUACUGCUCUGCGUUUGUUUUGCCGUGGUCUUAGUGAUCGUGCUUCUACAGGCCACCACCAGGCGCAGGAGACCAGGUGAGCCCCCGUUGGAGCGGGGACCGCUUCCGUACCUGGGCGUCGCUCUGGAGUUCUCCCAGAACCCCCUGGGCUUCAUCACGUCACGCUGGAAGAAGUAUGGCGACGUGUUCACCGUCCGGCUGGCGGGAGACUACACCACAUUCGUACUGGACCCGCACUCUUUCACUCAUGCUAUCAGAAACAGCAAGGUUCUGGACUUCCGACUGUUUUCGUCAAAGAUCGCCCAUCGCGCUUUCGGCAUGCCGAUAGUGUACGGCACCCCCCGCGACUGGGUCCGGGUCGACAGCGUUGCGCUCUACCCGCAGGAACUACAGGGACAGGGGCUGGACAAGGUGACAGAGGUGAUGAUGGGAAACCUCCUGUCCGCCAUGUUUUCCGCCACGGACGUGCAGCAGGAGUGGAACAGGGGAGAGCUGUGGGCGUUCGUCUACAGGAUCAUGUUCAGUGCAUCCUUCAGGACGCUGUUCGGGAGACACAAGGAAAACAAAGACGAGACCGCCCGACUGGUUCACUCCAUGGAAGAGUUUCAGAAAUACGACAAGCGCUUCCCAGAAAUCAUUUCGAACGUGCCGUGGUGGCUCAUGGGACAAACCAGGAAGCGAUACGAAUAUCUGAAGUCCAUGGUAUCUCCGGCUGAGCUGAGCCAGCGGGGCUUGUCCGACUUUAUGCAGAUGCGGCAGGAGAUUUACACAGACGGAGAGCUGUCUGCUGACGAGAAGGCGGCCUUCAACUUCGCAACCAUGUGGGCUUCGCUGAGUAACACGGUCCCCGCCGCCUUCUGGACCCUGUACCACCUGCUGAAGGAUCCGGUCGCCAUGGACGCCGUCAGGGCCGAGGUGGAUCAGCUUCUGAAGGAGACCGGUCAGACCUUGGAGAACGUGAAGGAGGGAGGCGAGAUGAUCCACGUGACGAGGCAGCAGUUGAACGACAUGAAAUCCCUCGGGAGCGCUAUCAACGAGGCAUUGCGCAUGUGCAGUGCCUCGAUCAUCAUCCGCGUGGCCACCGAAGACGCCGAGCUGGCCCUGGAGUCCGGCAGUACCUUCCGCAUCCGCAAGGGGGACAGGGUGGGUCUAUAUCCGGGCUUUCUGCAUAUGGAUCCCGAAGUCUACGAUGAUCCUGAGACCUUCAAGUACGACCGUUUCUUGGAAGACGGCCAGGAGAAGACCGCGUUUUACAAGAACGGUCGGAAGUUACGUCACUACCUGCUUCCGUUCGGUCAUGGCGUCAGCAUGUGUCCGGGCCGGUUCUUCGCGCUGAACGAGAUCAAACAGCUGGUCACCAUCGUCGUCUGCUACUUCGACAUGGAAUUAAUUGACAUGGAGACUCCUCCCAUGGACCAGUCACGGGCCGGGCUGGGCACUUUAGCGCCUCUCAACGAUUGUCUGUUUCGCUAUAGGUUUAAACAGGGCUGUCUGUGAGUGUAUGUAUCA
Molecule: messenger RNA, 1651 nt
Organism: Branchiostoma belcheri (Belcher's lancelet)
Lineage: Eukaryota; Metazoa; Chordata; Leptocardii; Amphioxiformes; Branchiostomatidae
Product: cholesterol 7-alpha-monooxygenase-like
Exons: 10
Coding region: 134-1639 (501 amino acids)
Biological process (GO): cholesterol homeostasis; bile acid biosynthetic process
Molecular function (GO): heme binding; iron ion binding; steroid hydroxylase activity
Source: RefSeq, a predicted model, not a curated record